Messenger RNA from Vicugna pacos (alpaca), 4594 nucleotides. RefSeq names its product ER lipid raft associated 2 (gene ERLIN2). Gene Ontology annotation, cellular component: endoplasmic reticulum membrane; endoplasmic reticulum. Gene Ontology annotation, molecular function: ubiquitin protein ligase binding; cholesterol binding. The record is from RefSeq and is a predicted model, not a curated record. Gene Ontology annotation, biological process: SREBP signaling pathway. NCBI's taxonomy places the organism in Eukaryota, Metazoa, Chordata, Mammalia, Artiodactyla, Camelidae.
AAUCAUUCAGUGUUCAGGGAAUGAGUCUCUGGGUGCCAACUCUUUCGCGUCCUGGUGCCUGAAUGCAGUCGGACCCAGGAGCCUAGAGCCUUCCAAGCUUGGGGAACCACCUUUCUCCUACCCAUGGACUCGGGGAACCUGGCAGAUGCAAAGAGCCAGUCAAGCAUAAGGGAGGGAGUGUGGCUUCAGUGUUGCUCAGAUCCCUGAGUCGUUUAGGAACGAAGGAAUAACGGGAAAGGUGGAUGAGAGGCCAGAGAAUCCCGCCGUGGAACUCUGCUCGCAUGCUGUCUCUGUCGCUCCAGCAUCUGAAAGAAGGUAACCGUUCCCUGAUGGCCCAGUUGGGAGCAGUUGUGGCCGUGGCUGCCAGUUUCUUUUGUGCCUCUCUCUUCUCAGCUGUGCACAAGAUAGAAGAGGGGCAUAUUGGGGUGUAUUACAGAGGCGGUGCCCUGCUAACGUCCACCAGCGGCCCUGGCUUCCACCUGAUGCUCCCUUUCAUCACAUCGUAUAAGUCUGUGCAGACCACACUCCAGACAGACGAGGUGAAGAAUGUACCUUGUGGGACGAGCGGCGGCGUGAUGAUCUACUUCGACAGAAUUGAGGUGGUGAACUUCCUGGUCCCACAUGCAGUGUACGACAUAGUGAAGAACUACACAGCUGACUAUGACAAGGCCCUCAUCUUCAACAAGAUCCACCACGAGCUGAACCAGUUCUGCAGUGUCCACACGCUGCAGGAGGUCUACAUCGAGCUCUUCGAUCAGAUUGAUGAAAAUCUCAAACUGGCCUUGCAGCAGGACCUGACCUCCAUGGCCCCUGGGCUCGUCAUCCAAGCUGUGCGGGUGACAAAACCCAACAUACCCGAGGCCAUCCGCAGAAACUACGAGCUGAUGGAAAGCGAGAAGACAAAGCUGCUCAUUGCGGCCCAGAAGCAGAAGGUGGUGGAGAAGGAGGCGGAGACCGAGCGGAAGAAGGCCCUCAUUGAGGCAGAAAAAGUGGCUCAGGUGGCAGAGAUCACCUACGGGCAGAAGGUGAUGGAGAAGGAGACGGAGAAGAAGAUCUCGGAAAUCGAAGAUGCCGCGUUCCUGGCCCGGGAGAAGGCGAAGGCGGACGCCGAGUGCUACACGGCCAUGAAGAUAGCCGAAGCGAAUAAGCUGAAGCUGACCCCGGAGUAUCUGCAGCUGAUGAAAUACAAGGCCAUCGCUUCCAACAGCAAGAUUUACUUUGGCAAAGACAUCCCUAACAUGUUCAUGGACUCUGUUGGCGGCCUGGGCAAGCAGUUUGAGGGGCUCGCUGACAAGCUGAACUUUGGCUUAGAGGGUGAGCCCUCGGAGGCGGACGCUGAGGAGAACUGAAUGUUUCUGGACACUCAGAGAGAUCUUUAUUUUUUACUGAUGAACCAGGAUGCCCCUCCCUUCCACCCAACCUUCUUUGACUCUCUUCCAUGUGCCAUGGCGAAAAAAGAAGACACGGACUUAAGUCUAUUCCCCUUCCUGGGAAGGGAGGGCAGGGAUUGGUGAUUUGGGGUUUUAUUCAGGUAAGUAGGUGAUAUGACUUCUGUUGAGAUUUGUGAACCCUGGGUUAGACCUUUGACCUCCAGAUCCUGAUUUUCGCCCUUUUGAAGCUGGCUUAAUUAGGGAUGCUGUCAAGGAGGAGCAGGAGAAAUACAGGGUGUUGCCUCCAGGUGAUUUGAUUUCCCUUCUUUGGGAAAAGGUAGUCCAGUGCUCUCAUCCUGCCUCCAAGGUGGGAGAUGCCUGUGGGGGAGGCUCAAUGACUGAGCAAAUGCGAGCUUGUAAGUUUGCCAGCAGGGCCCUCGAGAAUGCUGGCUUUCCCAGCGUUGCUGUCGGUGCAGACGUGAGCUGCCACAGAGCUGCGCUUUCUGGCAAGGAAGAUCUGGUGCUAGGUUUUGCGAGCUUUUCUACACACCGGCCUCGUGGCCCCAGGGCUUGAAGAGUGGUGGCUUCUGACUCCAUUGCCCAGAGUCAGGGUUUGGUCACCACCACACAGUUCUUUUUAAAACUUUUCACCUAUUCUGCAAGUUGGUGUUUUCUCCUCUUAACCUGUUCAUUGGUUCCGCUCAGCGUCAAGAAGAUGGAACAAAGAACUCAAGUGUCUUCAGAGCUGUUGAAGUGGAACCAUGGUAUCCAUUAGCCACUGAGCACCUGUUUGGCAAAUAAUGUGUGUUCCUUGGAAUCAAGUGUCUCUUCAUGUUGAGUAGCUUCUCUGGGGGAGGAAGAAGGGUCAUCCAAAAGAGUUCCCAGUCACAAUGUCUAUGGCUCGUGCUGGGAGUUCGUCUGACAUAGCGACCGAAGGAAGCCCAUUCUCUACGUGGUACGUGUCUUGAAACCUCAGGCUCCCAGCUCCCACACGGGGGUCACACUGAGUGUGAAAUCUCUAGGGACAGCUGUGUGGGUGCAGGUCAGAGUUCACGCCCGAGUCCCUGUGUUAGAGUGGCUGCAUCAAAAUCCAUUCAAAUGUUUUUCCAUUACUAACUAGGAGAUCUGGAUGGGGAAAGCAAACAUGAAGAAAAGGUUUUCUUAUGUCCUGAAAUUGGAGGCGGGGUGGGUACCAGAUUGCUAAGUGGAUGGACUUGCCUGCGCGUCGGGAUUGGCUGUGACAGGCUCCGGCGUGGGACGUGUUACUAGCUUUGUUAUCAGCUGUCCCCACCGCCGUACCCCUCUUCCCUCUUCCCUCGGGGAAACUCUGAGUGGAACUUUCUGGCACAGAUUGCCAUCUCAUUUUCAGUCCCACGCCCAGACUUCUGACUUAUCAAAUGGCCCCAUAAGUUGAGCCAGCUUGCUCCUAAGUAGCACGAGGCUCGUUGGGAGCUCAGGAAGCAUUCAGCCUGACCAGGAAGAAACAAAGGGUUAACUCCUCUCAGUUUAGAUGUGGCCCUGCUCUGGUCUGAUUUCUGAGACUUAGAAUUCUCAAACCACUGGUCACACUUUGUGCAGGCAGCCGAAUGUUCCUGGGCACGAUGGACUGUCACGCGCUCAGAAGUCCUUCCAAGAGGCCAUUAGUCUCCUAAGACCAACGUAAGGUAUCCAUUACUAAGAUACACUCACGCUCCUCCCACUUCAGUGCCAUCAGUCACCGGUCAGGAGCAACAUGUCACCUCCAGCAUCCCUGAUUUGCAUAUUUAUCUGCUUCUCUGCUCUGAGACUUUCUACCCAAGCCUCAGAAAACACUACUUCACUGCAGCGGAACACGAAGCAAGGCUGUGUCAGCCUCUGAACAGCACACUUGCGUAGGCUCUUAACUGGAAAGUCUCUCUAAUACUAACAUCCUGCGACAGCUUGUUCCUUGCCCUGGAUCACAAAGGAGACUCACUGAAGUCCUGCUGCUCCUGCCCUCCUCAAGGUUAAUGUCACUGCUGCUUUAAGCAAAAAUACAACCAUCAUAGUACCCAUCAGUUUAAAUCCAAUGGUUGUCUGUACCUGCCUGAAUAGUAAAACCAUGGAAGUCUGCCAUGUCCUUAGCGUGGGACAUCUAACCAGUCGGUCUGUGUGACUUUCAUGUCUUUAAGAACACUUAACUAGAAAACCUGAUCUGAAAACCUUUAAAUUCUAAACAUGGAAAAUGUGAUCACCUGCAGUUUUGUAGGCAGUAAAGUCAUGGCUGCUAUUUAUAAAUGGAACUUCUAUCAAAAUAAGUAAUUGUUUAUAAAAUUCAGUUUUUGUAGGAUUUUUCUAAGGAAAAGUCACCUUGGUUGAAUGUUUCUCACUCAUUAAACUUUGCAGAAGGGAUUCAUAUUCAGUACUGUUUUUAAUCACUUUUUUAAUAUCAGGACAGAAUGUUUGAAAGGAAUCCAAAGUGCGCUAAUAAUUUUUAUAUGACUAAAAUAAAUUUGGGAGACUCUCUGAUCAUAUUAAGUUGAGGGAGGAAAAAAACUGUGAAAGAACAUUAGCAAUACAAUUAUCUCAGUAUCUGCAGGGGGCUGGUUCCAGGACCCCUGCAGAUACCAAAAUCCUGGGAUGCUCAAGUCCCUUAUAUAAAAUAGUGCACCAUCACCCUCAGUAUCCACAGGUUCUGUAUCCAUGGCUACAGUAGGCUGACUGUAUGAAUCAAAAAAAGGUAGAUGUUUAUAAAGGAUCUGUUGCAGCUUCUAUGUAUGGGUCUAUGUAUCUUUCAAUAUGGACAGCAUUACCACUUAUAGAGAGCGAAUAGUGAAGGUGAGAUCGUCAUAAUUAACUGGCUUAUUUAAGUUCGAGGAUAAAAGUGUAUCCUGACUAGUGGCUACUCUGUGUCUGGGAACUUAACCACUUUCUACUGAGUAGAGUUUUAGCCACUGUUUCUGUUGUUUCUUUUUAAAAGAGGUAAUAGCCAAUCAUUUUGUGUUUGUUUCCCAUUCCUCUUUAUUUCUGCUUUUGUGCAAGCUGGUGAUUGAACAGUCAAAACUAAUUCUACUUUCAGAGAGGCCUGAGGGCUUAAUGACCGCCUUUGUCACUGAGAAAUGAUUCUUGUUCAUCACUCUACAAAUGAUAUGCUGGAUUAACUGCCUUGGGUUGACAGAUGGAGGAACUGUUUUGAACAACACUAAAGGUGUGAUUUUAUGUCUCAGUUUUAUUUUCAGUCUUGCUAAAUAAAAUGAGUCUUUAUA